AUGUCAGUGAAUGACCUUGACACUUUGCAUUCCGAACUCCGUGCGUACUACUACUACUACUACUACUACUACUACUACUACUACUACUACUACUACUACUACUACUACUACUACUACUACUACUACUACUACUACUACUACUACUACUACUACUACUACUACUACCACUACUACUACUACUACUACUACUACUAUCAAUUGAGUUAUUUGUUAGUCUUCCAACUGCGCAUUCGCGUUGAAACAUCUCUAUGA
This is a messenger RNA of Echinostoma caproni, 252 nucleotides long. Lineage: Eukaryota; Metazoa; Platyhelminthes; Trematoda; Plagiorchiida; Echinostomatidae. The record is from the annotation of a GenBank genome assembly.